UUCAAAGCGUUAAGACGAAAAAUCGGAGAAAAUUUGGAAAAUAAAUACAAAAACGCAGCGGUUGUUAUAAAAAAAAAGAAAAUGUUUGCAAAAGAAAUUCUAUAAAAAAGUAAAAAAAAAAUUAAAUGAAAUAAAUAAAUCAUUAAAAGUGGAAAUUGUAUAAAAUUUAAAGAAAAUAUAAUAAAAUUGUUGAAAUUUUCUAGAGAGUUUAAUUUAAUUAAAAUUAUAACGAAAAAUUUAAGAAAACAAAGUUCAAAACAAACUUCUAAUUACUUCUAAUAUCUAAACAAGUCACACUUUUUAUUAUUGUUUUUCCACCUUUAAACUGGAAGCAAAAAAAAACAACAACAACAAAUUUAAGGAAAACACAGAAAGCGUCAACAUUUUUUCUAACGGUAAACACACACAACAACAAAAAAGCAUACAAGUGUGUGUGAGAAACGAACAUGUAGGAAAAAACAUACUGAAAUAAAUACAACAGAAAAAUAUAAUAAAAUGUAAUUUAUCUGCACUCGUACAUCACACAUUCAGUGGAAACUAUAAAAUAAAACAAAAGAUAAAAACGACAAGCUAAAGCCACAAUAAUAUUGUGGUUAAGAAAGAAGAAACUUAAUAUUGAAAACUUGGAAACUAAUUUUAACAAAAAAUUGAUUUUAAUUUUACUUAAUGUGUUUAAUAGCAAAAAGUUAAAAAAAAAAACGAACAAGAAAUAUUAUUCAACUAGUGUUUUUUAAUAGCGACAGUUUCUUUAGUUUACAAUGUGGUUGCAUUAUUAUAGCAAUAUUGCAACAAUUUGUGGAUUAAUAGAUAAGCGGAUUAAAAUGCUGCAUUCAUAGAGUGUGGAACUAACGAACUGUAAUGACAAUGACAAUGCCAAUCAUAAAAUAAAAUAAAAAUUUUGGCUCAGAUCGUGACAAUACAAGUACAACUUUUUACCGUCAACAAUAUCAAAAGUAUAAACAAAAAACUAAUUAAAAUGCAAUUUAAAUUAACAAAACAACAAGAACUAAAAAAGUUGCACUAUAAACGCCAACUUAAGCAACAUAACAAAUUCAACAGAACAAACAUAAGCACCAACAACCAUUAACAGCGGCAUAAUACAGUUAAAGUUUGCAUUUCAUUUUACUUUUUUUAAUAAAAAAAAAACAAGCAAAAACAAAAUAGUUGAAGAAAGUAGAAAAUAAAAAUUCAUCUAAAUGGAAUACAGAAUAAAAUAAAUUGUAGCUGCAUCUAAAUGAAGUUAACAAUCUGUCAAUUUGGUAAAUUGUUUCUGCUGUUGACAGCCUUUUUCUUCGUAACUAAAUCCUUUCAAAUACUUGCUGUUGACGCUGCUGCUACUGCCUCUACCUUUGUUACCCCUGGUCCUAUUGCUAACAAAACUGUUACAGUUGCUAUAGAAACUAGUGUGAAGACAGAUGCUGUUGGCAGUUUAAAGUCUUCUAAUACUAAUACUCUGGUUGAACAGGACAUUGAGCGGAAAUUUGAAAUAGUUACACAACAGCCAACAACUAAAUCGAUAAUAAAAACUAACAACAACAGAAGCAAUAAGGUGAAAAGCCAAGUAAAUGAAAAAACACAACAACUACAACAUCAAACACUCAUAAAUAAUACAUUUAACGUUUUAUCAAAUAAAGUAGGGGAAAAGUUAGAAAAUAUUACAUUAAAAGGAAAUGAAAAUCAAACAGCAACAACAUUGCCUACAACAAAAAUAUUCGAUUUACCAGCAACUAAACUGCAACAGACUGUUGUAAAUGGAUUAUUAGCAAAACCUUACAAUACUCAACCGAAUGCCAAUAAUGUUGACUACAAUAAUAAUGAAAAUCAUGUCCAUGAUGACGAUGAUGAUGAUGAGUAUGUCAAAAUUAAGUCAAAUGUAUCAAGACAAAUGUCAGACAGAAUACAAAGCUCAUCAACCACACAUGUGACACAUUUAAAUCAAAUACACUCCGGCCAAACAGCAAACAAUGAAUUUUUAUUACAACAAACCAAAAUAAAACAACAAAAGCGCAUAAAACCUCAGUUCAAUAAACAACCUUUAUUACGAUCAUCGACAUCAUCAUCGUACUCAUCUGUAUCAGCAUCAGCAGUAGCCGCAAUAAAAUUAAAUACAGUCUCUUCAGCUUCAACAUCAUUAUUACCCCUACGAUCUCAAUAUAAUCAAAAGCAACAGGACUAUACAUCAUUCGAUUUAAACCAGUAUCCAUUUAGACAACAGUCACAACAACUAGAACAUCAAAAAAUAUCCUCUAAAACAGCAGCAUCAGCUAAAACAUUACCAUCAUUGUCGUCAUCAUCAUCAGCAUCAUCAUCGGGGAAACGUGUGGGUAUUUUAAUGCCUUCUCGUCUGCUCAAUAGAAUGCAUGUGCAACAGGGUUUUCGUAAUUUUGUGGAAUUUUUCCAAGUGAACUUGAACAAUGUCAGUGUUGAUUUUAUACCAGAUGAUGAUUUAACAACGUUCAUUAAGCUACUGGAACAACCCAAUUACACAACGUUGGUGAAAACCUUAAAUGCUGGCAUUAAUCUAGAUGAUGAUAAUGAUGACCUUGUUGAAGGAGCUUUCUUUAAGCCACAACAACAUCAACGUAAUCAUCAACCGACAGAGCCACACAAAAACCAGCCAUCAAACAAAGAAUCACAGGAAAAUCAAACUAAAGAUGAAGACAUGAAUAUGGUUGAAAAUAAAAAUGAAAAAGUAAAACUAAAAGAUAAUGAAAAUAAAAAUUAUGAGGAUUUACAAAAUCAAAAACAUUCACAAGCAACAGCAUCAGCAUCAGCAUCAGCAGCAGCUUCAUCUUCGAUGGCAAGAAAUGAAGCUGGUGGUUUAACAAAGGAAUCUAUAGAAGAGGAACAACAACAGCAAGAUAAACAUUUAAACAUUGGUUAUUGCCACUUGACUAAAGCUCUGGAGCGUGAUUUUAAUAAAACCGUUUUUCUCUGGCCAUGUCCGCACAUGAAAGAAUCUAGCAAUUUUCUACCAUCAUACGAAGCAAUUUCCUUUGCUGUUAAAAGUAUAGCAACUAAACUUAAUUGGACAAAAGUUGACAUCUACAUUGGCGAUGAAAAUUGGGCAUUACCAAUGGCCAUAGCAGCAAACAUGCAUGUACCAUAUAAAAUUGAAAUUGGAGAAGAUGACAUACGUGAUCUGAAUGCUGAAGAUAAAAUUGGUAAAGCAAUUAUCAUUACGGCUGCCAUGAAUGAUGUUACAACAUUACGCCUGCUCAGCUUAUUGGAAACCUUAAUACAUACCAAAGUGCUGCUCAUUGACAUUGUGGCAACAUCUUUUAAUGCUGAAAAUCGUUUCUACAAGUAUUUGACACGUAUUAAACCAGAAUCUCAACUAAUGUCCAAUCUGCUGCUAUUGACAAUACUGAGUGACAACUAUCGAUAUUUCCUUAAUGUGGCCUUUGAUAAUAAUGGCAUUGAAAUGGUGCAAAAUUUUCGCCAACAAAAAUUGGAGCGUGAAAAGGAAAAAAGUAAACAGGCUCAACCCAAUAACUGGCCUAUACAUUUGGAUGAAUCUGUAACGGAGGUGUUGCAAUUACGUGAGGAUAGCAAUAACAAGUUAAAUAGAACUAUAUCUGCAGAAAUGGCAAAAAAAGAAUUUUUAUUUUUACAGCAAUUGCUAAAGGAGUGUUCUGUACUGAAUGUUUCUGCCACAAAUAUAAAUUUAUUAUGUAUUAAUUCCCAGCAUAUAAAAGAAAACUGUUUGAAUGAGAAACAACAGCUGGUCUUUGAAAGAUUUUGCCAAAAUCAUAACACCUUUAGAGAACAGCAAUUAAUAGAAAAUUUAAGAAAUUUUAUAGAUUUUUUUAAUUUUUAUGAUUUUUUAAUUGCUAAUAUUUUAAAUUCCACGCCAGCUGAAGCUUCGACAAUAUCCUCAACUGCUAGUAAAUCUUUAAAACAUGUGCCAAAAUACGAUUUUAUUGUUCUAGAUGUGGUACGUGGCAUUGCCAAUAAAGUUGCAGAUGCAACAAGCCAUAUAUCCGUUACUAAUGAUACCACUAGCAGCAAUAUGUUUGAUUUUAUAAACGGAAAACAUCAACUAGAACUUCAAUACUACAGUUUAACAAAUACAACUAAAAGUUCAUCAUCAUCUUCAACACCAUCAUCAUCAUCAUUAGUAUUUAAAUGGCGUCCCCUAUUGAUAUUAGAACAACAUGAAAUCAAUUUAAAAACCUAUAUAACACAUUCCAUUCUACCUGGUUACGAUGAUUGGCUGUUAGUUAGCACUGCUCAGCUUUGGUAUUGUGGCUCCAUAUGUUGGACGAUUAUUGCCAUAUGUGUGGGUGUCUUGUUAGUUAUUGUUGUGGCAAGUGUUGCAGCUGGUAUUGCCAUGAGAAAUUAUUUAUUACGCAAACGUUUAUCUAAAGGACCUAAUAAAAUUGUAUUAUCUGCAAAUGAUUUUGUAUUCCCGGUGGAUUCACGUAGAGUGGAUGAGGGCAUUGAAGCCAUGCUGUGCUGUUGGCUGCAACAAUUACAAGAGUUUGGUGGUCCGGAGGUGGACAAGCCGGAUUUGUUAAAGGGUUCUAUAGGUUCUUUAAAAAAUCUGGGCUUUAUAAUACCAGGUGCUGCCAAUAAUUCCACAACAGCCACAGUUAAUGGUAAAACUAGUUCUGGUUCGGCCAGUUUGGCUAGACAUAAUCCCGCCUUGCUGGACAUGAGAGCCAGAUAUAAUGGUGAUCUAGUGCAACUUAAGGAGGUGCCUUUAAAUGGUUCCAAUGAAUUGAAAGCCAAAGCCAUGGACUUACUGGUAAUGGCUCAUGGUCUGAGACAUGAAAACAUUAAUCCCCUAAUAGGCUGGCUGGCCGAUCCCAGUCGCACGGCCAUGGUUUUCGACUAUUGCUCACGUGGUUCACUGCAAGAUGUCCUCAUCAUGGAUGAAAUCAAAUUAGACUGGUCAUUUCGUUUAAGUCUCCUAACAGACUUAGUACGUGGCAUGCGUUACUUGCAUGCCUCACCACUGCGUGUUCAUGGUACAUUAACGUCACGUAAUUGUGUUGUUGAUGCACGUUGGGUACUUAAAAUAACUGAUUACGGCUUACCUCUAUUCUAUGAGGCUCAAGGUUUAACACUACCACCACGCAACUACAAAGAACUACUCUGGACAGCUCCAGAGUUGUUGCGUUCACUGAAACCUCAAAAUCAUCAGCACCACCAUCACCAUCAUCAUGGUGCUAGAAUAUUGGGUACUCAGGCCGGUGAUGUCUAUUCGUUUGGCAUAAUAAUGCAAGAAGUGGUGGUGCGCGGUGAACCGUACUGUAUGUUGUCGCUGUCGGCUGAGGAAAUAAUAGCGAAAAUAAAAAAACCACCACCUUUAAUAAGACCUUCGGUAUCAAAGGGUGCUGCACCACCGGAGGCGAUUAAUAUAAUGCGUCAAUGUUGGGCGGAACAACCAGAAAUGCGACCAGAUUUCAAUUCAGUUUAUGAACGUUUUAAAUUGUUAAAUCAUGGACGUAAAGUGAAUUUUGUCGAUACGAUGUUUCAAAUGUUAGAGAAAUAUUCAAAUAAUUUGGAAGAAUUGAUACGUGAGAGAACCGAACAAUUGGAUAUUGAAAGAAAAAAGACUGAGCAGCUGUUAAACAGAAUGUUGCCGAGUUCGGUAGCUGAAAAACUAAAAAUGGGCUUAGCCGUUGAGCCCGAAGAAUUUUCGGAUGUUACAAUAUAUUUCAGUGAUAUUGUUGGUUUUACAACAAUAGCUGCUCAUUGUACACCGGUACAGGUUGUUGAUCUUUUAAAUGAUCUCUAUACGAUAUUUGAUGCUACCAUCAAUGCUUAUAAUGUUUACAAGGUUGAAACCAUUGGUGAUGCUUAUAUGGUUGUUAGUGGCAUACCCGUACGUACACCCGAUCAUGCUGAGCAAAUUGCCACCAUGGCUUUAGAUUUACUGCAUCAAAGUGGCCGUUUUAAUGUUAAACAUUUACCAGGAGUGCCGCUACAAUUAAGAAUAGGUCUACAUACCGGUCCCUGCUGUGCGGGGGUGGUUGGUUUAACUAUGCCUCGGUAUUGUUUAUUUGGUGAUACAGUAAAUACCGCCUCGAGAAUGGAAUCGACUGGUUCCUCUUGGCGCAUUCACAUGUCUCAGGAGACACGUAAUCGUUUAGAAGCUCGUGGUGGCUAUAUGAUAGAACCCAGGGGUCUUAUAGAUAUUAAGGGUAAAGGCAUGAUGAAUACAUUUUGGUUGUUAGGCAAGAAAGGUUUCGACAAACCUUUGCCAAAUCCCCCACCGAUAGGAGAGUCACAUGGUUUAGAUGAAUCAUUGAUACGCAACUCGAUCACACUCAAGGCUCAGGCCAACAAAUCACGUAAUAGUACAAAUCCAUCUUCCAGCCAAUCCUCCUCUCUGGCCGGUGAGUCGGUUGAGGUUAAAGUUGAAAUUACACCACCCACAAAUGUUGAUGUUUGUUCAUCCUCAAAUCUACCCAAUUCCUAUUCACUGGAUUCCAAUUCAACCAAUACCAUUAGUCCCAAUAUGACACUGUGUCCAGAGUUUCCCACUAAAACGCCCAGUAACUCACCACAACCUAGAAAGAUAACUGAUAUUGCAACCGAUAAUCUAUUAAAUCCUUCAAAUUUCAAUCGUUUACCCACAUCAGCGGCGGGAUCAUCAUCGAGACUUUAUAAGAAAAUUGAGGAAAUGAUGGAUCUUAGUUCACCCUAUAAUCAUUAUAAAUGCUUGAGUCCAAGUGAAAGUAAUCUGACACAAUUCUAUGAUGGCAAAUAUUUGUAUAGUAGUGGUGUGGGUGGUGUUGGUACAACGGCGGCUAAUAGUUUUCAUUCGGUAACGGGUAGAUUUGAAAAACCCGGUUCUUCACGUUUACUACGACGUCAAUUUAGUUUGGAUCGUGACGAUACACAAUCGAAAUCUGAACACCAACAUCAUCAGCAUCAUCAGUCUUCCUUACAAUCUUCCCUACCGCUAUCGUUAUCGAAUAAAUCUUCAACACUGGAAAUACCUAUACUGCAUGAUACGGCCAGAAGUCCCAAGGGUACUCUCACCAGGGUACACAAACAAAAUUCCACUUCUAUAGCACAAGAUCUGGAGAAAAUUGAAGAGAUACCCUUAUCGCCAGCUUCAUCACAACAACACAGUAGUUUAGAUAGUAACAUUAAUCGUAGUCCUCCCUCCACCAUAGAAGCUCAAUCACCACCGGUACAAAAUGUAACAAAACGUAAAAGUGGUCUCUUGACCUCAAUGUCACCACCACCCACACUACUAUCGGCACCUACCUCACCUGCUCCUUCCAGAUCUCUGAAUGGUGUGGCCUAUAAUUGCACCAUUAUGGAAAGUCCAACUACAGAUGCGUCUACAGCCACCACAACAGCUUCGGUUAAUUCGAAUACUACGACACCAAUAGAGGAGCCUAGUGGUAAUUUAAAGAAACCAGAAAUAAUGCUUAAUGUUGAGGCAUUGAUCAGCAGGUAGGAUACGGUUUAAAUUUAAUUUUUAUUUAAAAGAAUUUUAAUUUAGAAAAUUUAGCAAGGUGUUUUUGUUAUUUUUUGUUUGAUCCUACUUUAGCAAUUUUAUGAAAUGAUACGACUUAUUACUAGAAAUUUGAAUGGCUUUAUAAUUAAGAAGAAAUGGUACCUUAUAAGUAAUGGGCUUUUUAGCAUAAAAGUACAAUUUAUUUUUUUGUAUUUUUAUUUAACCAUGAGAUGUUAUUAUAUUAAAAUGCAUAUAGAAAGUUUAUGUAAUGAAAGUGUUUAAUUAAGUAAGAAAUUGUUAAAAUUUAAGAAAAAUUUACGUAUAAAAAACAAAUAUGAAAGUCGGACAAUGCCGAUUAGAAAAUACCCUACACCUUUUUAGAAAUUACACCUGCAACAACUAUGGACUGUAAUAUGAAAAAAUUCUUUUAUGAUACCUUUUCUUCUUCGAACAUUUUUAAGAAACUUAUUUAUUUCAAAGCGGCUUUGUUUAAGGUUGUUUCUCAAAAUAUUUUGGAUCUCUUGAUGAUGAAAAAAGAAUUUUAAUAAUACUUAGUAUUAAAGGUCUAUUGGCUGGAAGUACCAAGGCAAGAAUCGAUAAUUACUUACCUGUCUACCGAUCUGUGAGAGUGGUGGUUCAGAGAUUUAUGCCAUAGUCUUACCUCCGAAGGUUAUUCACAGUCCGGAAUCUGAUAGUACCAAGAACAAAAAAAUAUUGCAAUCGACCUAAUGGCUGAUGAAAUCGUACCAUCAAGAGAGACUUGAUCGAUAAUUCAGAAGAUCGCUUUUAAGAUAUAAAAAAGUUGAAAAUCAGAACCUCGUAGUAUCAAACCAAAAUGGACAACAGCCUCACCUUCCCCAAGCAACUAAGAAAUUUCUAAUUCCAAACGAAUGUGAAGUCCCUUCAGAUUCCUCCAUUAGUCUAUAAAAAGUUUCCAACGAACAAACGAUGGGUGGAAUCCACCCUUGAUUAAUUGCCAUAGAUCGGUACUGAUCUUUUCAUACAAAGAAUAUAAUUUCUCUAUAAUAAUCUAUAAUUUCUUCAUCUUUUUUGUCCAUCUGAAGAGCUUUCAUCUUUAGAUGUAAUUCACUUAAUGGUAUUCUCUUAGUAAUUUUUUAAUAAAUCAGAGAAUCGUGGCUCUUUGACAUUUAGGACCGAUUUCCUUGAGAACUGUUUCCUUAAUUAAUAAUUUUAAGGAAGUCAGCUCGAAGUUCCUCUGUCAUCUUUUUUCACCUGGUGCUAUAAGUUCUAUAUGGUUUAAAUGGCUGGUUAAUGCCCUUCUGUUUUCCGGAAUUGGGGGCAUUAGCCUAGUGGAUAAGUCCACUAACUUUCUACAGGCAUGAGUAUUAGCACAGUUGGCUGCAGAUUUCGCCUGUUGUUCUUCCAGAAAGAACUCUCUCAAAACAAAUUUUGACAGGAUCAAAAAUUCUUUCGAUUUUAACGAUAUUCUAUCUGUUUAUCCUGACAAUAUAUGUCCUUUUCUUUGCUUUCUCUUACUCCUUCAGUAUAUCUUCGAGAAGAACAUUCGCUCAACUUGUCACCAUUGAGAGGAAAAUUUCCUUUACAAUCUGCUGUUAUGCUUCUUGUCAGAAAGCAGAGCCAACUUCCAUAACUUCCGAGUAACACUGGUUUUACAAUAAAGUACCUGUUCUUCAUGAUACACUAUCACGUAAUCAACUUCAAGUUUUUUCCAAAUACUUGUGAAUCGACUAUUGAAAGGUUAGACAAAAGACUAGUAUAUUAGACUAGUCCAUAAACCAGUCAACAGACUAUUCCACAAACUAGUCAACUAACUGGUCUACAAACUUACCAAUAGACUAGUUUACAAACUUGACAAUAGAGUAAUUCAAAGAGCUGUCAAUAGAAUCGAUUAUGGAAUAGUCACUAUCACGUCGUGAACGCUAAAUAAAGACUGUCAAUAGAAUUGUCGAAAUACUUGUCAAUCGACUAGUGUAAAGAUUAGAUAAAUACUAGACUAUAGUCUAGCCAAAAUACUAGUCCAUAAACCAGUCAACGGACUGUUCCACAAGGUAGUCAACAAACUUGUUAAUAGAAUAAUCCAAAAACCUGACUAAGACUAAUCAAUAUUCUAGAAAAAAGACUAGACCAAAUUCUUUUGACAACCCAAUAAGACCAUCCCCAUUAUCUGCUAUGUUCUUCAUGAUCCACUAUCACAUUAUGAAAGUCAAGACUGUCAAUAGAAUUGUGCGAAUUCUGGUCAAACGACUAAUCCAAAGAAUAGACAAAAGACUAGAGUCUAGCCUAAUGACUAGUCUACAAACUAGUCAACUAACUGGUCUACAAUAUUGCCAAUACACUAGUUCACUAACUUCUCAAUAGAAUAAUCCGAGAAUCUGUAAAUAGACUACAUUAUAAACUAGUCAAAGUUGUCAAUUUGCUAGACAAAAGUUUAGUCAAAUGAAUAGAUCAUAGUCCAAUAGUUUAUCAAUAGACUAGUUCACCGACAUGUCAAUAGAAAAGUCCAAUAACUGGUCAAUAGACUACUACAUAAAUGUUCAAAGGACUGAUCCACAGAUUUCUCAUUCGACUAGUUAAUAGGCCACACCAUAGACUAGUCAAUAGGCAAGACCAUAGACUCGAUUGAUUAGUCAAUAAAUGUUUUUAGGUUACGGGUCAUAACCAAAGUUAUAGGUCCAUUAUUGCUCUGCUCCAAUAAGAUCAGUCAAAUGAUUCUCUAUUUAGGUGUAGGGUAAAACCCCAUAAAUAGUUAAAAAAUAUAUAUAAUCUACUUCCAUGUAAGUUGUUUAAUUUUUAUAAAAAAUCUUUAACUAUUGAA
Messenger RNA from Lucilia sericata (common green bottle fly), 10220 nucleotides. RefSeq lists its product as uncharacterized. NCBI's taxonomy places the organism in Eukaryota, Metazoa, Arthropoda, Insecta, Diptera, Calliphoridae. Gene Ontology annotation, biological process: cGMP biosynthetic process; receptor guanylyl cyclase signaling pathway; intracellular signal transduction. The record is from RefSeq and is a predicted model, not a curated record. Gene Ontology annotation, molecular function: ATP binding; guanylate cyclase activity; peptide receptor activity. The transcript is spliced from 15 exons. The coding region runs from base 1235 to 7423 and encodes 2062 amino acids.